This is a messenger RNA of Nematostella vectensis (starlet sea anemone), 2084 nucleotides long. RefSeq lists its product as uncharacterized. The record is from RefSeq and is a predicted model, not a curated record. The coding region runs from base 423 to 980 and encodes 185 amino acids. NCBI's taxonomy places the organism in Eukaryota, Metazoa, Cnidaria, Anthozoa, Actiniaria, Edwardsiidae. The transcript is spliced from 2 exons.
UUUGCUCUUGGUAACGCGGUAACGCAACGCGCACGUACACAACACAUCCGAAUUCGAGUCCCCUGCUCUCAUUUCGUCGCUUAUUUCAAGAUUUCUAGCGCUCAGAUCUGCCAUCAGGUUGGUGGUCGUCUCCACUCUACGGCUAUCCUCGUUUGCUGAAUGCUACAUAUCAGCGGAAAAGCUCAGUUUUUACUGUUCUCUCGUUUCGGUGCUUUCAGUGGGCUGUGCGUUUCGAUUCGCAGAACAUAGGACUGGCAGUAGCAAAAUAAGAGGGCGAUCGAGAAAACGAAACGCUACUUUGACCUGUGAACAUUAUCAUUAUCUAAGGGAGUCUUGAAGGGAUUCGUAGUUUCACCAUAAAGAGUUCUUCACAUUGGAAAUACGAGAUGUCGGUGAGUUGAUGGUCAGCUGUUGUGUUAAACAUGAGCCUCCAAGUAAUAUCGGAGAAUAUCCUGCCAGUCCCAGACCCACAGAAAGAGGACGAAUCGCUUCACAAAGAAAUCUUCUCAAGUCUUAAAGAAGUGUCCAGCUUCCUGGUGGAGUUGAGACUCGCCCACCUGUCAGACCGACACGAGAAGGAGCGCGGCAGACUCGAGAAACUCGUCUCGGCCCUUCGCCUCAAGAUCGCGGAGCAUGUUCACUCAAGCCAGCGGUAUAACUGCGUCAAGUCCCCCAGACCCGUCCGCAAAACAGGACCUAGCCGCCAAAACGUGACCGAUAGCCUCUACACGUUUUCCACUCAGCUACAUCACGCUGAUCGCGAGGAGCGCAAGAAAAGCCUCUCGCCUGAGCUGCUUCGCCGUACAUCUUACUCGCCAGAGGCGAAACGAAGGCUGGAAGUGCAACGUCCGAAAAUCCGACCACGGUCUAUCUCGUGUCCGGAAAUUAAGUACAUUCCUCCUCAUAGCUGGAAAACUUCGCUGGCUAAGGUCCCGGAAAAUGAGGAGGAAGACGAAGGGCCCAGAUCACCAAAAAACUGACUAAUUGAUUUCGUGCGUCUCGGGAUUAUUUCUUUUCUUGGGCAAUUUCGAGGGCGAAUAUUCACCAAGAAUUCACUGCCUCGGUCGCCAUGGAUACGGUCUUUGAGUGACGUCUUCUAUACACCAUUUGGAAUAUUCUUAUGGUUUAUAUAUGGUUUAUAUACGUAAAAUAAAACACCAGACGCUGAUACUGACUGUGAAAUGGGAGGAAGUAUUUGGCCAAGGUCAGGCCAAUUCUAGAAAGCGAAGCAAACAUAAGAGUUCAAACACAUGGUGAGCGGAUAAUUCUCACCAGCAAAAAGUUGUUUUAGGGGUCUUGAUUGGUUAAAGUUGUCAAUCAGGUCUAAAAACUAAUAAAAGUAAAUAAUUCAGCAUAUAAUAAGACGCAGGUUACUGUGACUACAGUUUUGAGAAGUUAGCCAAUCAGAGUGUGGGAAAUAUAAUUGAUUAACAAGAGCUCCACUAAGCUAAUGAGCCUGGCAAAAAGGCUUCAUUUCCGAAGAACUGAAAGAGCCCUUGGCAGCCAUACUUUUGUUAUUGUUUUCAUUUGGAUUGGUUUUCAAAAUCCCGUACAACAAAAUGUAAUGUUAAAGUGUAAUAGUCAAGCCAGAACAAAAGAGAAUAAAGACAUUACAGUGUAUUAGUACUAAAUAAACAUUUAAAUGCUUAUAAUAGUAUUCCAUGGGUUUUUGAAAACCACUUUUAUAUUGAACGAGAAAUAAUUUGCUAAAAUCUCGAAACAGUCAACAUAACUAUCUAAAAACAAAGUUUAAUACUUCCAAAUUCAAUAGAAAAUAUCGCAAUAGGUUCCCUAAAUCAGCCGAUUGAAAUGGAUGCUUUCUGACACUUGGAUGACAAAUUGGCGGCUGACACCGGUGGACUCGGGAGAUCGUGUCUCAAACUGCCCGCUUCCUCAUAGCGAUAUGCUUACUUCAAGCCACAAUAAUAGAUUACGUCAAAUAAGACAUAGCUGGAGUUUGGAUGGGGUAAAAUAUAUUUAGAAGUGCUUGAACAGUCGGGGGAACAUAGGUGACAGUGAGUGUGGUUACCGGAUAGCCGAGAUGUCAAACGCGUAACGCUAUCCAUAAAAAAUAUCCUCCUGCG